UCUCCUUUGUCUGGUUGUGGUAUCUCCUCAAGACACGAAAUGUUGGACCUCUGAAAGAAGAAGAGUGAAUUGUUUUUGUCCUCCACUGCUGUGCAUGGUGUGACAUCCUGAAAGAGAAGAUGUUGGCCACAAAGUCGCCCUACACUGCGUCUGCGAUUCCCUCCAACACCCAACAAAUACCUGGUCGAACGUUCUCCGAAGGCACCCAGAGAACGCAGAUGUCCUCGCUGGCUCUACAGGACGAACUAUUCACAUCCCCAACCAACUCUGAAUUUUCCGACGUGUACGAUGGCCUCGACUCGAUCCGAGCAUGGGACGAGAAGAAAGUUGGAGAAUGGCUACACAGUAUCCGCUGCGGACAAUAUGAAUCGUUGUUCAGGGCCAACAACUUCACCGGUGAAAGUCUGCUAGAGUGUGACCCGAAGAUACUGUCCGAACUGGGAAUCAAAAAGAUUGGAGAUCGUGUCCGAAUCAAUGUGGCCAUAAAACAACUACGAAACAAGUCGUCUUUAUCACGGACGAAGAGAAAUAGGGAUUCACUUGCCAUUCUCGAUGGCUUUGCGGGUACCCCGUCAUCCUCGGAUUCUCCUCGCACUCAGGGGUCGAGGUCGCAACUUGGAAGUGCGAAGAGGUUCUCCCGUCAAAUAGACCCUUCUGCACUGCAAAACUUUGCCGCCGCCAGUGGGGGCUUCAAGAGUGGUUCGCGGCCGAGCUCGCCCCUGGCCGAUGUCCAUAGCGCGGCCUUGCGUGCUCAUCGUUAUGCUGGGAGUCCAAUGGAAACUGCAAGAAAUACUCAGACCACGGGGUACUUCAGUCAGCCGGGUUCGGCCAAUUCGACGUCUGGGAAGCGGCCGGAAACGCCUCAGAUCGCAGUCCAACCAGCCAGGACCACUCACAUGCGCCAGGCUUCCAGUAUCGAUGGUCUGACGCCAGGUGGAUUGCCGGCUGGGUCACCGGUCAUUAAGAUUAUCCACGGCGACGGCCAAACGAAGGUUAUCAAUAUCAAAUUCUGUAGGACAGCGGAUGAUGUGACCUCGACCGUGCUGAAGAAGCUGCUCAUGCCAGAGACUCACUUUCGGAAUUACUGCUUCUAUGUCCUUACUGGCCUAGAACCAAAUCCCGGCAAUUGCCGCCGACUCAGCGAUGCUGAGCUUAUGAAAAUCUGUGGCGACUCGACGCGAUCCGAGAGGAACAGAUUGAUUCUGCGGAAAAUCAACGAUGGACUUCCCAAUUCUGAAGAGUUGCGCAAGGCUGCAAAAUUGGCUUCUGACGAGUCACUUGUUCUGCACAACAAUGCGUUAAGCACGAACAACAUGCGAAAUCAGAUCAAGCUCCAAAAGCUGACGGGAGAAUCAUGGCAUCACAUCCAAGCUCCCAUGUCCCCGGUCACCACAACCGACCGCAACCGAAAUAUUAUGGCUACUGCGGACGACAACGAACGACAAGAGGCACAACAGCAUCUCAGAAUCCCGAGUAAUCAGAGCACCAAAUUGCGGUCGUUCUAUGGUGCCCGACCUCCAAGCGAGAUGAUCAUCGAGGAUGUCGGAUCAUAUUUCCCGGCACAAAAGCGAGAGGAUAUCGAAAAGACCAUGAGAAUGUCUGUCCGGCGGUCCCAGCGCAUGAGUCGAGCUCAAAGUCGAUUGAGCGUCAUGAGCAAUGCCAGCUAUGCUUCCAGCUUGAAAGACGCCCCCCCUGUUCCGAGCAUUCCCAGCAUUGCCGACUCGUGGCUUGCCGUGGGCGAAAAGGCAGGAUUGGGAGGAGCGCGGACGUCUAGCCUCCGACCACUCUCUGUGAUAUCGACACGAUUCAACUUGCCAACGUCCUCUUUUCGCGACUCCAUAGCCUCUUCGACCCUUCAUCCACUGCAAGAAGAGUCUCCACAGGAGCCAAACAGAAGGUCGUAUGUGUCGUUCAACAGCAGUUCCGACUCUGCUUCAGCAAGAAAUCUAGAUCGAGCUAGCUACCUAGACGACAGUAGCCUAGGCCCGGAAACCAUCAACCAUCGCUUGUCCGUCAUUGUCGCUGAAGAUGGAGAGGAAGAGGACCAAGAGUUGACCUCUUUCCUCCGGGGCAACAGCUUCGGCAAAGACAACUGGAUGAAAGGCGAUCUCAUUGGCGAGGGCUCGUUUGGUAGCGUCUAUCUCGCCUUGCAUGCCGUCACGGGCGAACUCAUGGCCGUCAAGCAGGUCGAACUGCCCAACGUGGCCAAAGGCACGGAGGGAGACAAGAAGAAGGCGUUGAUGAUUUCCGCCCUCAAACAAGAAAUCACUCUGCUCCAGGGCUUGCGCCAUCCUCAUAUCGUGCAGUAUCUUGGCACAUCUUCGGACGAAGACCACUUGAACAUCUUCCUGGAGUAUGUCGCUGGCGGCUCCAUCGCAGGAAUGCUCAAGCAGUACAACACCUUCCAGGAACCUCUGGUCCGCAACUUCACGCGUCAGAUCCUCGAGGGUCUGUCGUACCUUCACGCCCAAAAUAUUAUCCACAGAGACAUCAAGGGCGCCAAUAUCCUGGUGGACAACCGUGGCGCCGUCAAAAUUUCCGAUUUUGGUGUGUCCAAGCAGACUAACUUCAGCGGUAUGAACACCGCGCCGGGAACGCGCACCUCGCUGCAAGGAAGCGUGUUCUGGAUGGCGCCGGAAGUCGUGAGGCAGAGCGGCCAAUCCAUUAAGUCGGAUAUUUGGUCUGUUGGGUGUCUGAUCGUCGAGAUGUUCACGGGCUCGAGGCCCUUCCCGUCCAUGACGACGCUUCAGACCCUCUUUGCUGUGGGCAGUAACAAUGAGAAGCCGAGCAUUCCGGAAAACGCAAGCGAGGAUGCGAAGAAGUUCAUGAAUAAGACUUUCGAAGCCGAUCACGAGAAGAGGCCGGGCGCAGACGAGUUGCUCAAGGAGAAAUUCUUGCUGCCUAUGGCUUGAGUAAAACGGGCGUUAUGAUCUGAGGUUGAGCUUGUCGUAGUAGUACAGGUCACUUCGUUGCUUUGUAUUAUGUAUACCAUUACAUGACCACUGUGCGUGGGGUGGAAAGAUAGGAAGGAGCCUCUCAAUGAAGACCAUCUCGCUGAUAUAUAUCGGCGUUGGUACCACACGCUCGCUUUGGCCUCCUGGUAUUCUACGUUGCUAUGAGUUGCAAUGAUUAUAAUCACGAAUUCCAUGCUA
Molecule: messenger RNA, 3152 nt
Organism: Exophiala viscosa
Lineage: Eukaryota; Fungi; Ascomycota; Eurotiomycetes; Chaetothyriales; Herpotrichiellaceae
Product: mitogen-activated protein kinase
Exons: 2
Coding region: 120-2912 (930 amino acids)
Biological process (GO): signal transduction; protein phosphorylation
Molecular function (GO): protein kinase activity; protein binding; ATP binding
Source: RefSeq, a predicted model, not a curated record